AUGGCGUUUAAUAUUAUACUUUUUUUACAGAACCUAAAUAAUCCCAUGGACGAGAACGAGGUAUAUUUAUUCGAUGACUUUGUCACCAAAGAUAGUAUUUACAUUAUAGACACUAAGUUUGUAGAAAAGGAAAACGAUUGUCGGGCUGACUGUGAAAGCUUAGAUACACAUGCAUCACUUGAUAGUGUUAAAUUGAGUAAUUCUUCUGAAGGCUCCAAAAAUUCGGGACAAUCCCAAGUCAAUAAAGAAAUUAAAGAAGAAAUAGCGAACCAUUGCCUGGAUGAUUUACAUGUUGAAAGCGAAGCACUUAACAUAUUUGGAAAUUGGCCAUCUGAUCCGGUUGUCUCAGAAUGUCGUAUAAAGUGUUUUAAGAGAAGAGUUAUUAAUGAACAGGCAAUCAGUCUUAUUCGAAAAUACAACCAAUUAUUGAACAAGGACGAAGAUCAGAUUCAAUCUAAAAUCAACGAUAGUGCUGAAGAAAGUGACAAUUCUGAUGAUGGAGAGGAAAGUAAAGAUUUCUAUUGUAAUAUUAAGGAAGAAGGAAGGGACGGUGACUUUUCUGAAGAAUAUGAUAAAAAUUCGGCACGCAAUGAAGAUAAAGAUGAGGAUGAAGCCAUGUUUGAGACGAAAAUCGAGGUGGAAUAUCAUGGGGUUCAAUGUAGUGAUAUGAGUGGCAAGGAAGAGCUAUUUAAAUGUGACUUUUGUCUUAAGAAAUUUCAAAGAAAGGGGAGUUUAUUAAAUCAUAAAAAGAAUUUCCACUUAAAAGACGAAUGCAACAAAUGUGAUUACGUAACUGUAAAAAAAUAUUAUUUUAAUAGGCAUUUAAAAAUGCACGAUAAAAAAAAUAAAUUAAAAUGCCAUUUCUGUCCUUACAUGGCAGCCAAAUUAAGGACUUUAAAUUCGCACAUUCUAAGCAAACAUAAACUAGAAAAUGUAGGAGAAAAUAAAAUAAAAAUAUCAAGUAAAAUCCAUGAGUGCUCAAAAUGUUUAUAUGCAUCUGUGAGUAAAACAAAUUAUACGAAUCAUAUUAAAGUUUGUUGGAAAUUAAAAAAUAUCGAAUGGUAUAAGUGUCAAAUUUGCCCCUUUAGAGCUAUUCAAAAAAAUAAAUUAACAAGGCAUAUUAAAACUCAUACUAAAAUAAAAGAUUUGAAAUGUUCUUUCUGUCAUUAUCAAUGUAACGGGAAACAAAAUUUAGACAACCACAUCUUAAGAAAACAUUCGGAUUUAUUAAACGAAAACAAUAAAAAUAUCAUCACUUCCAAAAUACAUUCUUGCAAACAUUGUUAUUUUAAAUCAGCAAUGACAGAUUCAUUUAAAAAGCAUUUAAAAAACCUAAACAAUACCAUGGACGAGAACGAGAUAUAUUUAUUCGAAGACUUUGUCACCGAAGAUAGUAUUUACGUUAUAGACACUAAGGUUGUAGAAAAGGAAAACGAUUGUCGGGCUGACAACAUUUUUAAUAACUUCUUACAAUUUACUGACUUGAAGCAAUAUAACACUGUUUUGAAUUUUAAUGGAGGCAUGUUGGAUUUGUGCAUAUCUGACAAGAAUUGUGCUGUUUCCCGUGAAACCGUUCAAAUGGUGUCAGAAGAUAAAUAUCACCCUUCAAUUUCUAUUAUCCUUAAUGUUUCUUCAAGAAAUUAUUCUAAUUUUCCCUCAAGUAAUAGGAAAAAAUCUUAUAACUUUAAAAAAGCGAAUUUUCCAGAACUAUACGAGGCCAUUUUACGUGAAGAUUGGAACUUCUUAAAUGCUUAUAUAGACCCUAAUAUGGCUUGUGAUGCCUUUUACUCAAAACUCUAUUCCCUAUUUGAUCUAUAUGUACCACCUCGUAAAGCUAGUAAUAAUAAUUACCCCCUGUGGUUUAAUAAGGAUAUUAUAAAGAACAUUAAACUCAAAUCAAAUUAUCAUAAGAAGCAUAGAGAACAAAAUAGCGAAUACUAUCUUAAUCUUUUUAAAAGGACUCGUAGGAUUUUAAAAACACAAAUUGCUUCAGCUUAUCGAAAAUAUAUUAAUAAUAUUGAGGAAAAUUUGACUAACGAUCCCAAAAAAUUCUGGUCUUUUGUUAAUGAAAAGCGAGGUCAAACGCGGAUUCCAGCUAACGUCUUUUGUGGAAACAUGAAAUAUGAGACUCCUCAAGACGUUGUCAAUGGAUUCGCCCACUAUUUCAACAGCGUUUAUACUAAUACCACUCCUGACUUAUCUAACUUACAAAAUUGUAAUCAUGUCCUGGUUUAUCCCUUACUUAUUCUAUUUAAUCUUAUCUUGUCUACGAGUACAUUUCCGGAUGUUUGGAAACUAACCAGAGUGUGUCCAAUAUUAAAAUCAGGUGAUCCCUGUGAUUUAACCAACUAUAGACCAAUAGCUCUGUUGUCAAACUUUGCAAAGGUAUUUGAAUCUUCCGUCUACACAAUUAUUUACAAUAAUAUCAAAAAUAUUAUCUCUUCCCAACAACACGGUUUUAUGAGCAAGCGUUCUACACUGACUAACCUUGCCGAAUUCUCUCAGUUUACCUCCACAUAUCUCGAUUCCAAAUGCCAAGUUGAUGUAGUUUACACGGAUUUUUCAAAGGCCUUUGAUAAGGUUAACCACGGGAUUUUAUUGAAGAAACUGGGGAACUUCGGAUUUAGUCACUCUUUAAUACAGUUAAUCAAAUCUUAUCUUUAUAAUAGAAAAUUAUUUGUUUGCUAUAAUGGAUUCAAUUCAAACUAUUUUGUUGCUACUUCUGGAGUUCCUCAAGGAUCCAACUUAGGACCUCUUUUGUUUAAUAUUUUUAUUAAUGACUUAUCUUUAGCUCUGUCUUGUCAACACUUACUUUUUGCUGAUGACUUAAAACUUUUUCAUAAAAUAUCCAGUACACAAGAUAGUUUUUACCUUCAAGAGCAAUUGGACACAGUAGCUAAUUGGUUCAAUUUAAAUGAGCUGUCACUUAACAUUAACAAGUGCAAAAUUUGUACUUUUACCCUUAAAGCUUUGCCUAUUGUCUUUGAUUAUUUUAUUAAUAACUCUAUCCUUUCUCGCACUGAUACAAUCAAGGACCUAGGUGUCGUUUUUGACAGUAAACUUUCAUUUAACGCUCAUAUUCAAAGUAUAUCCUCUUCCACUCUUAAACUUCUGGGUUUCAUAAAUCGUAACACAUCUACUUUUAAAAAUAUCACAGCUCUGAACGCACUAUAUUGCCAACUUAUUCGUUCUAGACUAGAAUACUGCUCCAUCAUUUGGUACCCAUGCUAUCAAUCUCAAAUAAAUAUACUUGAAAAUAUUCAAAGACGUUACCUCAAGCUGAUUUCCUAUCCUGUAAAACCUCAGAUACAUGUAUCCAUUGAUAGUGUUAAAUUGAGUAAUUCUUCUGGAUCCAGAAAUUCCGGACAAUCUCAAAGCAAUAAAAAAAUUAAAGAAGAAAUAGAGCAUUGCCUAGAUGAUUUACCUGUUGAAAGCGAAUCUAAAAUCAACGAUAGUGCUGAAGAAAGUGACAAUUCUGAUGUUGGAGAUGAAAGUGAAGAUUUCUAUUGCAAUAUUAAGGAAGAAGGGACGACGGAAAUCGAGGUUGAAUAUCAUGGGGUUCAAUGUAGUAAUAUAGGUGGCAAGGAAAAGUUUUUUAAAUGUGACUUUUCUCUUAAAAAAAAUCAAACAAAGUGGACUUUAUUAAAACAUAUAAAGAAUUUCCAUUUAAAAGACAAAACGGAACAAUUUAAAUGCAACAAAUGUGAUUACGUAACUGUGCCAUUUUGGCAUUCACUAAUUUUAACUUCAACUAGCCCGAAACUACCAAUUCCAUGCUUAAAACCACCUAAACAAGUCAAAAAGGCAAUUUCAUGCUUGGAAACACCGUGGGUUUUGCGUGGAAACACUGUGGGUUUUGCGUGUUUUCACUGUGGGUGUGGAAUCACCGUGGUUACACGCCUGUACAAAUGGAACAAACCGUGUUUCAACCGUGAUUCAAAGACGGCGAGGUCGCGCAAGGCUAACCAGCGCCAGGAUUACGCGCGCGAGUAUUGGUCGCGCGACAGUCUUAGUCGCGCGGGCUUAUCAGCGAGAGGAUUACGCUCUCGAGGAUUACUCGGGCGAGUAUUUGUCGCGGGGGCUUACCAGCGCGAAGAUUAUUCGCACGAGUCUUAUUUGAGGACUGUAUUUACAAUAUGGCUGUAUCAUCCACCACAAAAAGAAAAUGUAAAAUUUAUUAAUUAUUUUAAUAACUAUCUAGACCAAGUUAGUACGCAUGAGGGUAUCAAUAUUAUUGUCGGUGACUUUAAUUAUGAUCUAACAAAAUACUCUUUUUAUGGUGAUAAAAUAUUAAGAAAUAUAUUUUCUAAUGGUUUCACACAAAUUGUUGAUACCCCCACGCGUAUUACAAAUGUCAGUAGUACACUUAUUGAUUACAUUAUAACUAAUAAUAAGAAUUUAUCAUUCAAAGUUCAUUUAUCGCCCAAAAUAAGUGAUCAUUGCUUAAUAUCAGUUCAACUUGAACAAAAAACGCACGAGUCCAUUACUACUGUCAAUCGCAGAUCAAUGAGAAAUUAUAACACCAACAAUCUACAAGACUACUUACUCGACAUCGAAUGGAACAAUAGCUCAAGUGAUGUAAAUAUUCUAGCAAAUAAUUUUAUUAACGACAUCAGCAGGGUUUUUAACGAGAAGUGUCCUAAAAGAACUAUUUCUUUUUGUAAUAAAUAUGAAAAUAAAAAAUGGAUCACACCUCAAAUUAAACAACAAAUGCAAGAAAGGGACAGUUUAUAUGUUAGAGCAGUACAAGAAAAAAACAAUGUUAUUUGGUCUGAAUACAAAAGAUUGCGAAAUUGCAUUGUAAGUUCAAUUAAAUGUGAAAAAGACAAAUUCUUUAAACAAACUAUUUAUGAUAAUAAAAAUAAUUCUUGUAAAAUGUGGAAAAAUUUAAAACUUUUGCUACCUGAAAAAAUAAGCUCGUCACCUGCGGAAAUAAAUUUUGAAGGCACAGUCAUAAAGAAUGAAUUAGACAUUGCAAAUAAGUUUAAUAAUUAUUUUGUUAAUAGUAUAGUAGACAUUGUAAGUGUUAUCCCAAAACAUCAUGCAGUUGCCAGUAAUGUUGAAUUGUCCCCUGUAUUCCAUGUUUUUGAAAAAUUCCAAAGUGUGUCAAUGACUGAAAUGAAAAAAAUUAUAAAGACUAUGAAAAAUGUUGGUGGUUGUGAAAGUGGAGUGUCAAAAAAAGUCCUUUGUGAUAUUUGUGAUGUUGCGGGAAAUCGUCUGUUGGAUGUUUUAAAUACAUCCCUUUACACCGGAGUAUUUCCAGAAGAAUGGAAGAGAUCCAUAAUUGUCCCAGUACCAAAGGUCCAAAAAACGAUACUUCACAAUCAGUUUAGGCCCAUUAAUACCGUCGAAGUCUACGAAAAGGUUUUGGAACUAGUGGUCAAGAAGCAGUUACAAUAUCAUUGCGACGUAAAUAACAUUUUAGUGUCUAAUCAGUCCGGUUUUCGAUCAAAUCAUUCAUGUGAGUCCGUUGUUGUAAAUAUAUGUGAUACAUUUGUUAAACUGAUUGAUAAGGGUAAAAUAGUGCUGGCUGUGUUUUUAGAUUUAAGGAGAGCAUUCGAAACGGUUGAUAGGGAUAUAUUAAUAAAUAAACUAAACAAAUAUGGCUUAAACGCAACAGUGUUGAAGUGGUUUAAGUCAUACUUAACUAAUAGACAACAAAAAGUCAAAUAUAAAAACGCAACAUCAAAUCCUGUUUUUGUAAAUUAUGGAGUACCGCAAGGUACUGUGUUAGGUCCAUUAUUAUUUUUGUUGUAUGUUAACGAUAUAGUAAAGGUUGUCAAACACUGUCAAAUUGAAUUAUUUGCAGACGACACGAUGGUUUAUGUAAGCGGAACUGAUGUUAAACACAUGGAAAAAAUCCUAAAUCAUGAUCUUGAUUGCAUAUUUAAAUGGCUGUGCAAUAAUAAUUUAAGUAUAAAUACUGAUAAAACCAAAUUUUGCUUGUUUGGAAGAAAAUCAAAAUUAAAUCUUAAUGCCUUAAAUAAUGUCAGUAUUGUGAUAAAUAACAUAAAUAUUAUGCCUGUAAACCAGAUUAAAUACCUGGGUGUUAUAUUUGACAACGAGUUAAAUUUCCAUGCUCACGCAGACUAUAUAUUGCGAAAGUUUUCUAAAAAAGUAAAUUUUAUUUCUAGAAUUGUUAAAAAUAAAAUGUUACCUGAUUAUAUCUGUAAAAAAACACAAUAUUUUAAAGAAGUCCACUCAUAUAACACUAGAAAUUGUAAUGAUUUUAUAUUGACUGAUAAGUGCAACACCAGCCAAAUGCUAAACUCUAUUAUGUAUAAAGGUCUUUUAGAAUUCAAUAAAUUGCCCAAUGAUAUUAAAAACCUAAAUAAUACCAUGGUCGAGAACGAAGUAUAUUUAUUUGAUGACUUUGUCACCGAAGAUAGUAUUUACAUUAUAGAUACUAAGUUUGUAGAAAAGGAAAACGAUUGUCGGGCUGACUGUGAAACCUCAGAUACACAUGUAUCCAUUAAUAGUGAUAAAUUGAGUGAAUUUUCUGAAGGAUCCAGAAAUACCGGACAAUCCCAAGUCAAUAAAGAAAUUAAAGAAGAAAUAGAGAAGCAUUGCCUGGAUGAUUUAUAUGUUGAAAGCGAAUUUAAAAUCAACGAUAGUGCUGAAAAAAUUGACAAUUCUGAUGUUGGAGAUGAAAGUAAACAUUUCUAUUGCAAUAUUAAAGAAGAAGGAAGGGACGGUGACUUUUCUGAAGAAGAUGAUCAAAAUUCGGCACACAAUGAAGAAAAAAAUGAGGAUGAAGCCAUGUUUGAGACGAAAAUCGAGUUGGAAUAUCAUGGGGUUCAAUGUAGUGAUAUGAGUGGCAAGGAAAAGUUAUUUAAAUGUGACUUUUGUCUUAAGAAAUUUCAAAGAAAGGGGAAUUUAUUAAAUCAUAAAAAGAAUUUCCACUUAAAAGACAAACAGGAACAAUUUAAAUGCAACAAAUGUGACUACGUAACUGUAAAAAAACGUUAUUUUAAUAGGCAUUUAAUAAUUCACGAUAAAAAAAAAUAUUUCAAAUGUCAUUUCUGUCCACACAUGGCUGCCGAAUUAAAGACUUUAAAUUCGCACAUUCUAAGCAAACAUAAAAUAGAAAAUGUAGGAGAAAAUAAAAUAAAAAUAACAAGUAAAAUCCAUGAGUGCACUAAAUGUCCAUAUUCAACUCUAAAUAAAACAACUUAUGAGAAUCAUAUUAAAGUUUGUUUGAAAUUGAAAAAUGUCGAAUGGUAUAAGUGUCAAAUUUGCCACUUUAAAACUAUUCGAAAAGGUACUUUAACAAGGCAUAUUAAAACUCAUACUAAAAUAAAAGAUUUGAAAUGUUCUUUUUGUCAUUAUCAAUGUAACAGAAAAGAUAAUUUAGACAACCAUAUUUUAAGAAACCAUUAG
Brassicogethes aeneus is the source of this 7380-nucleotide messenger RNA. Lineage: Eukaryota; Metazoa; Arthropoda; Insecta; Coleoptera; Nitidulidae. The record is from the annotation of a GenBank genome assembly.